This is a messenger RNA of Parnassius mnemosyne (clouded apollo), 723 nucleotides long. The record is from the annotation of a GenBank genome assembly. NCBI's taxonomy places the organism in Eukaryota, Metazoa, Arthropoda, Insecta, Lepidoptera, Papilionidae.
AUGGUUCAAAUUUGGAAAUUGGGCCUAAUUAGUUAUGACACGGCUUUAAAAAUUCAACUAGCCCUUGCAAGGAAACAUUUGGAUGCGAUAAUGAACAGACAAAAUGUUAACUAUGAUACGCUUCUCUUAGUUGAACAUAAACCGGUGUAUACCGUUGGUAUUAGAGAUCAAACACCAAAAGACGAAAUCCUAAGGCUACGAGCUUUAGGGGCAGAAUUCAGGAAAACCAACAGAGGUGGUCUUAUUACAUUUCAUGGCCCUGGGCAGUUGGUUGUGUACCCUGUUAUAAAUUUGAAAAAUUACAAAGCAAGUGUCAAAUGGUAUGUGAAUAGCUUAGAAGAAACUGUGAUCAAGCUAUGUGAAGUGUUAGGUGUCAAAGCGAACAGGUCACCACAUACAGGUGUAUGGGUAGGUGACAACAAGAUUGCAGCUAUUGGAAUACAUGCCUCAAGAUAUAUUACCACACAUGGGAUCUCCCUGAAUUGUGAUAAUGAUUUGUCAUGGUUUAGCUAUAUCAAUCCUUGUGGCAUACCUGACAAAGGUGUGACAUCGCUUAGUAAAGAGACAGGAAUGAAACAUCCCAUUGAAAAUAUAAUCCCAAAAUUUUUAUGUAGUUUUGAGAAAGUUUUUAGUUGUAAGUUUGAAGAAAUGGAGACAAAGGCACAAGAAGAGAUUUUAAAUAGUGUAUAUAGUAAAUUAAUGUUGGACUGUGUUCAACAGUAA